AUGAAGCAACAGAGAAAUCUGAAGUUGAUGGCCAAGGAAUUGCCUGAAGACUUGGUGACUCAGAUUCUGCAAUGGCUUCCAGUGGUCUCUCUCUUGCAUUUCAAAUGCAUCUGCAAAUCCUGGUACGCUCUCAUUACACACCAAUACGUCAUAAGAAAACACCUCCUACACAACAAAAAGAACAACAACACCCACCUUCUCCUUAAAAUGUUCAAUAGAACCACCAACAGUUAUGUUAUAUCCACGCUUUCUUAUGAAACACUUCAAGUAUCCCUUACACAACGUGCACCUCCACCAUUUUUAGGGAUCGACAAGGAGAUGUGUGUUGUGGGUUCUUGCAAUGGUCUCGUUUGUCUCCACAAUAAUUCAUACUAUGAAUUCAAUGUUGUUAUAUGGAACUUUGCAACUAAGGAAACAAAGGUUGUCCCCAAAUCAAAUCUGCCCCGCUUAUCCUCUGGCCAUUGCAGCAGAUAUGAAGUUAUAGGAUUUGGUUUUGAUGCCAAAACUAAUGAGUACAAGAUAAGCAACCUUCUUAGUCUCUAUGAUCCUAACUCAUUCCAAAGUGAGCUAUGUAGCUUAAGUGCCAAUUCUUGGAGAGAAGUUGAUAGCCCCCCGUGUGUUAUUCGUGCUGAUUUUAGAGGUAUAGAUUCAUACAUCAAUGGGAUGGCUUCUUGGGAGGCAUCUCUUGAUGAUUGGGAGGGUGUUUUGACAUUUCACAUGAGCGACGAGGUAUUCCUAAAAACACCGCUGCCAGAUGAUGUUAUAUAUUAUAAUUGGAGAUACUUCUUCUGGUUGAAUGAAUCGAUUGCUAUGGCAGUUAGUAUCUACGAAUGGUUGUUGCUUGAAGUUGGUGUGAAGGACUCUUGGACUAAGCUUUUCACUAUUGGACCGUUUACAAGAAUUGAUUGA
Molecule: messenger RNA, 909 nt
Organism: Corylus avellana
Lineage: Eukaryota; Viridiplantae; Streptophyta; Magnoliopsida; Fagales; Betulaceae
Product: F-box/kelch-repeat protein At3g23880-like
Molecular function (GO): protein binding
Source: RefSeq, a predicted model, not a curated record